Lingula anatina is the source of this 2520-nucleotide messenger RNA. Its product is annotated as retinol dehydrogenase 12. The record is from RefSeq and is a predicted model, not a curated record. Lineage: Eukaryota; Metazoa; Brachiopoda; Lingulata; Lingulida; Lingulidae.
UUCUCUCGUUUUACAGAAUCAUUUACCGAGUUCAUACCUUCAAGAACUUUGACAACUUCAAGAAACGCAAGCAGCAUCUUCAGAAUUUACGACUUAGGACAGAAAUCAACUCAAGAAAAAAUGAUGAUGACAGUUUUAGUUUUCCUGACGGCAGCAGUAUUAUUAGGUGUCCUAACAUAUUUGUGGAGAAAAUACAUAUCCGGCGGUAUGUGCACGAGUCAGGCACGAUUAGAUAGAAAAACAGUGAUCAUAACAGGUGCCAACACAGGGAUAGGGAAAGAGACAGCUUUAGACCUGGCAGCCAGAGGAGCAAGGGUGAUCCUCGCCUGUAGGGACAUAAAAAGAGGUCAGGAAGCGGCCGCCGAAAUCCGAGCCCAAGUCCCAAACGCCGAGGUCGUGGUCAGACGACUGGAUUUGGCUUCGUUACAAUCCGUGAAAGAAUUUGCUCAACGAAUAUAUGAAACCGAGGAGAGAUUAGACGUCUUAAUUAACAAUGCAGGAGUGGCAUGGUGCCCGAGGGGGUCCACCCAGGACGGGUUUGAGCUACACUUUGGAGUCAACCACCUGGGGCACUUUUUACUCACCAACCUCCUGCUGGAUCUUCUAGUCAAAUCUGGACCCAGCAGAAUAGUGAUAGUGUCCGCAAGAUGUCACCAACAUGGCUAUAUGAACUGGGAGGACAUCAACUGGGAGGAAAGAUACUCACCGUUCGCUGCAUACAAUCAAAGCAAACUCGCUAACCAUUUAUUUACAAGAGAACUAAGCCAGAGACUAGAAGGCACUGGAGUCACCGUUAACUGUCUCCACCCCGGCGUAGUGAAAACCGACAUAGCCAAAUAUAUCUUCUUCAAAGAAUGGAACCACGUCGCCUUUUGUUGGCUGUACUUCCUGCUCUUUAAGAACCCGCGCGAGGGCGCACAGACCAGCAUUUUCUGUGCAGUUGACGAAAGUUUAGAAGGAAAAACGGGACUAUACUUUAGUGAUUGCAAGGAAAAAGAAAUGGCACCCCUAGCAAAAGACAAAGAACUGGCGAAAAAAGUCUGGGACCUCAGCGCAGAACUGGUGGGUUUGAACGAACAAGAGUGCUGGCCGCACACGCAGCUGCAGUCGCGCAGAAAACACGUCGAUCUUCUACAAACGAAGUGGGAAGAAUUCCCCUUCAACAACAAUGACAUUUGUGUUAUGGACCGCUGCGAACCAAUUGAACACUGUCUACGACAGGGGUAAAGCCUGCAUAAUUGUUCCAGUACACUUCCAUUCGGACUUGACGCCAUCUCGCGACGUUACUCGCACGCAAUGUUCAUCACGCGUGGCAACACAUGAUCUCCCAAGUCCUGUGAAAACGCACCCACAAGUGCAGUUUGUGAUACCUUCUCAGGUGCUUAUCACGACUGAUACCUAAGAUUCGCAAGAAACUCUAAGCGACGGCACCGACUUAUUGAAGAAGAGUAAACAAUCAGUAAUUUAUUCACAACCGCGAAGACAUUAUUUCAUCAGCACGGCAAAGCGGCUGCUGGCAGCAUACAUUUGCCAUAUUCAUAAACAUUAUUUAUUGCAUAUUCAUAGAUUCAUCUCAUCGUUCGUUUUCGUUUCAUGAGAGCAAAACUCAAAAACGCAUCACACCGUCAUGUCAUCGAUGCAUUUCUUAAUUUAUUUGUACAUAAUAUGUACGUAUCAGUACGAUUUUCACUAUUUAUUGCAUAACAAGCUUUUGAUAUGUAGCCGGUUUUUGUGGAAUGAUCCAAACCGACGUAGCUGCAGUUGAAAUAUUAACAUGUAAAUAUAAUUUAUUUUAUUUAUUUGGAAAAUAUAGGUUUAGAAAACAGUAUCCCAAAGUUAAGGGUUUUCAUACGCACCAAUAGUUGUUGAACAACAGCCCUGUGCAAAUUAAGAAGACCGAAUUUUUAAACUUACUUUAGUGUUCCAUCUUACCCUGCCCUAGGACUUGUCCACAACGCUUUAAAGCAAGUCUGCUUAGAAUAGAGACACUAGCAUUUGACUUGCAGCCAAUUGCUGGCGCUGCAGAAGUAGCUUAGAUUUGCUUGAGACACGACAUAUAGUAUUGCUGAAAGAGCAGCUUAGAUGGUACAUUUUACCGAUGUAGAGUAGUCAAACACAACACAGCGGACUUUUUUUAAAGCUGUGCUUAAAGGAUUCCUUAAAAAUCUCUGACACAGGCAUAUUGCAGUUAUGAAAGCAACUUAAGGCAGCUUGUUUACUGAUAACGAUAGUUCUGCUUAAAACGAAAGAUUAGCAUCAAGUGACUCUGCCUACACGUCAACUGCAUCGGUUCUGCUUAGAAUCGAUAUAUCUAUGGCAUAAAUUGCAUACAUGCUUCAUUAGCUCAGAACAUUGAAGUAGUUCCGGUGAUAAAAACUUAGCUUAAUUACCAAACAAAAGUCAGGUAAUUAAGUAAUGAUCUGCUGCAUAAUGUCAACAACGUUUUUGUUUACUCAAUACCAGACUGCAUUUCUUGCCCGAUCUAAAUGAAUUACAAAGCCACAUAAUAAAAUAAUGAAC